GCAUACGAGAGGAGGACAGCUGGCUUUUGCAGACGAGUACUGGGGAAGGGUGUUUUGUUGUUUAAAGCACUGCAAAAUAAAUAUAGGAUCCGCUUUAAACAUGAUUAGUUGUAGGAACGCCGUGAAUCAGUGUUGAUCCUAUUUGUAAUAGUUUGGUCUUAUGAAGCAUGUGGAGUUAGAUAGGUGCAUCGUGCCAAAGCGUCGCCGCGAAGCUCCCGGAAGUGAACAUGCUUGCUCAAAAACUUGCUUGUUCUACAUAAAAGAAAGCACAGAAAGCUAGAGUGCUGAGGACCGAAAAUCACAAAACGAUAUAAUGGACAAAAUCAAGUACACGCGUUCUCAACUUGAAGUAUUAGAGCUGAACUUCAGUAAUGACGCGUACCUCAACGUAGAAACUGCGAACGAUUUAGCAGCGCAGCUUAACGUGUCCGUUAAACAAAUCAGGGUAUGGUACCAGAACCGCAGAGCAAAGCUGCGCCGAGAUGGAUACAGACAAGACCAUUUCCUCAGUGUAAACAACACUUCAACGAGGUCAUCGUGGGAUUGUUUAACAGGUGGGAGAUUAUCAUCGCGGUCGAACUCAAGAUCUCCGACGAUGCAUCGAGCGCGCUCAGCUCCCUCUAGUCCAGUUCGUCCAUACGACCGUUAUCAUCAUCAACAGCAUCCGCCAUCUCCCAUAAGCCGAGAAGCUACUAGUGAAAGCGCGUCGAACAGCUAUGCGAACUCAACGUACGACAGUUCCCCGCAGUACUCGCAGCAAGCGUCCGCCGCCACGUACGACACAAGCAAUUCAUGGAAUACGUGCGAUUUUUCAACCACUUACUCAGUCACCCCACACUCCCCUAGUAACAGCAGUAAUAAUACCGCGUCAAACCUAACCCCGAGGCCACCAGCGAGUCCAUAUCCAGAUACAGCAUUUUGUCAACAGUUUAACUCCGUGCCGGCCAUAGUGAUCAAUGAUAACCAACACGAUGAAGAUGAUCUAAGCGUGUACUUAGAGGAAAACGCCCGCGACGCCACGGACGCUUACCCUUAUUACGGCCAUCGGGAAUGUACGGGUCGCAGCAAAAGUGCCGAGCCACUGGGGACUGCAAACGAAACCCAGAUUAAUCUCUAUUAUCAACCUAGAGAUUUCAGCGGGCUUAGCACUAGCCAUAGCUACGGCAGUUAUUGGCAGAACCAUGAUACGUACAUCAGUGACACGUGCAAUGCGCCUGCUCGCUAUAGUACGAUGGCGACUAGUCCCACGGUACCAUUAAAUCAUGCGUUCCACUCGUUACAGAUGCGCGAAGCUCAGGAAUCUACUGCAUCUGGUCAAAUACAGGGUCAGAUUCAGGAACCAGCUGCAGCACAUCAGACCACGCUUCGAGACCCCUCAACGUGUGCACAACAGUAUCUUGCCGAAGAAAGCGUGAGCGGCGAAGAAGCGUUUAUUAGGUCGCUAAACGAAUUUUUUAACACUUAGAAAUGAAAUACAAUUGAGAUGACUGCUCGUUAUUGCUUCUUGCUAUAACCAUAUCCAGAAUAAUCGGUAAAUACGUUCGGAAAGCCUAAACGUGAACACAUUAUCUAUUAGAAUGAUUGCAAAUACCGCGGCAUACCAUAACUCACUAAUCAAUUGUUACUCAUACCAUUAUUGCUAAACAAUCAUUGAUAUUAUUACUAAACUGCGUUCAUUGUCAUAGCUACGAUCGUCAUUGUUAUUAUAACCGUCAAAUGUAGCUUUGUUCCCGUUGCCGUAUGCGCCAGUAGGCAAUAAGACUGCCAAUUUUGUAUAUUCAGAUUGGCCAAAAACGUUACUUGUCAACAAAAAAUGAUCUUUAAUUGUGUCAGGUUGACCGAUACCAAUAGAGAUCUAAAUUUACCCAAAAGUACCGCAGACGGUCUGUUAUUGUUCAAUUGAGCUUAUUUCAGGAAUAAAUUGAGUAACUCGUAUCGAGUCAUUACACCAACGUGUACAAGUGGCCUUUAAUUAUGCCGUUUAGAUAUUACAUAUGGUGACCUGCUGGUGGUCUCCAUUGACGAGAGGGUGUUGCUUACUAUAACUGGA
Varroa destructor (honeybee mite) is the source of this 2050-nucleotide messenger RNA. RefSeq lists its product as uncharacterized. The record is from RefSeq and is a predicted model, not a curated record. Gene Ontology annotation, molecular function: DNA-binding transcription factor activity, RNA polymerase II-specific; DNA binding. Lineage: Eukaryota; Metazoa; Arthropoda; Arachnida; Mesostigmata; Varroidae. Gene Ontology annotation, biological process: regulation of DNA-templated transcription.